Molecule: messenger RNA, 615 nt
Organism: Salvia splendens (bonfire salvia)
Lineage: Eukaryota; Viridiplantae; Streptophyta; Magnoliopsida; Lamiales; Lamiaceae
Product: transcription repressor OFP14
Exons: 1
Coding region: 1-615 (204 amino acids)
Biological process (GO): negative regulation of DNA-templated transcription
Source: RefSeq, a predicted model, not a curated record
AUGACAUCGCCAUUCCCAAAAUCGCUGAAAAACUACCUCUCAAAAAUCACAAGCCUUAGCAAACAAUCCCCCCUGAGACGGCGGAAAUCGCCGUCGAUAACCGCCGGCGACGGCGGAGACAAAAGCCUCUUCGAGGAUUUCGGAUCGCUCUACCGAGAGGAGUACGAAGAAGGAAGCUCGCUUCCGCUGGAUUCGCCGCGGCCACCGCCGGAUAAUCUCCUCGGAUCGGGGCGGUUUUUCGUGGAAACCGGCUCGUCGAGGAGCUCGCGGAUAACCGACGACUUGUUCUCCUCCUCCGCGGCCUCCCCUACGAACGAGGCCUCGUCGACGUCGGAGGAUUUCGCAGUGCUGCAUAUGGACGCGCCGGAUCCUUACGAUGCUUUCCGGCAGUCAAUGCUGGAGAUGGUGGAGGCAAGGAUCGAUCUUAAUCGGGGCGUGGAUUGGAAGUUUCUAGAAGAGCUGCUGUUUUGCUAUUUCGAUAUGAAUAAAAAGAAAUCUCGGAGGCAUAUUUUGCGUGCUUUCGUUGAUGUGGUCGUGUUUUUGAGACAGAUCUCCGGCGAAUCUCCGGAAAGUCCGCCGCCGGUGGACGAUGGAGAGUUGGAUGAGGAGAUUUAA